Messenger RNA from Lottia gigantea (owl limpet), 1884 nucleotides. RefSeq lists its product as hypothetical. The transcript has 12 exons. Bases 1 to 1359 code for a protein of 452 amino acids. Lineage: Eukaryota; Metazoa; Mollusca; Gastropoda; Lottiidae. Gene Ontology annotation, cellular component: CCR4-NOT complex. Gene Ontology annotation, biological process: mRNA catabolic process; negative regulation of translation. The record is from RefSeq and is a predicted model, not a curated record.
AUGGCGCUCCCCGUAAAAGAACUUGCUUCUCUGCUGAGUGUACUAUCAGAAGAUGCCACUCAAACUCAAACAUUCGAAGCUCUAUCCACCAGUUUUCAUCAUUAUUUUAGCAAACAAGAUCAUUUUAAAGUUGGUUCAGCCAUAGUGCUACUCCUCCAGAAUCGAGAUUUACUGCCCCACCCCACCCAGAAAUUAGCAGCUAUCUAUCUACUGUAUGAUAUGUAUAAAACAGAUAAUGUUUCUGUCAAUCCAUUUGCUCCUGUUUUUAUACAUUUAUUGAAUCCACCAACUGAAAAGAGUGAAUCAGGACAAUAUGAUCUCCACUGGGCUAUCAGUCCUAUUUCUCAAUCAGAACGUGUAUUUCUAUCACAACUUAUUACCAGUCCUACUAAAGAUAUGCAUAAGAAAAAUCCAACCCAAGUUUUACAAAUGGAGGUGACAUCACAACCGUGUGAUAUUUCUGGUCUACAAGUUAACCUGGUAGAGAAACAGUCUGAGUUACCUCAUCUUUCUAAAUCUGCUAUACCUUGUGUAGUACCUGAUCCUGAUAAUAAACCUACUAGCUUUGAACAGUUCAACAAACCUGGUAUGAUCAACCCUGAUGUACAGAGACAAACUCUGGAGAAAUUAUUAACUGGAACCAAACCUCCAGUAGAGAACGCUAUGAAACCAGAGUUUAUACGAUUGGCUCCACCUUUACAUUAUGCUGAAGAUGAGUUAGUAUGGAUGAAUCCAUGUAUGGGCGAAGUAGAUGUAAUAUGGGAUGCCACGAUGGGAUUAUCCAGUUCUACAGGAUCAAAAGUUCGGAGAUUAAUGGUAGAAGCAUUCCGAACCCAACUCCAGCCAUCACAACAACAAUUUAUACUAGAUGAACUGGAGAAAGAUCCCAAACUUGUUUAUCAAAUAGGUCUCACUCCUGCUAAGCUACCAGAUCUGGUGGAAAGACAUCCACUGAUUGCAAUAGAAGCUUUAUUAAAACUGAUGGUUUCCUCUCAAAUCACAGAUUACUUUUCUGUGCUAGUGAAUAUGGAGAUGUCACUACAUUCUAUGGAGGUCGUCAACAGAUUGACAACUCAAGUGGAGCUACCCCCUGAGUUUAUACACCUGUAUAUUUCUAACUGUAUAUCAACGUGUGAAACUAUACAAGAUAAAUAUAUGCAGAACAGAUUAGUGCGAUUAGUCUGUGUUUUUCUACAAUCUUUAAUAAGAAACAGAACAAUAGAUGUCAGGGAUAUAUUUAUAGAAGUUCAAGCGUUCUGUAUUGAGUUCAGUCGAAUACGAGAAGCUGCUGCUUUAUUUCGUCUGUUAAAAUCUCUAGAUAGUAACGACCCUCCACAACCCAACUCUAAUUCACGAUAGAAUUAUUUUACUAGAGCCAAUUAGUGUUAAGGACUCAUCAAAAAGUUUGUUUUGAGAUUGGAAGAUUUUUAAGUGUAUUGGACCCAAAAACUGGUCCCUAAAUAAAAACAAGAAUAUUUAGUUAUUCACAUGGACUAAUGCUGGCUAUGAAAAGCAAUGCUACAGUCAUGCUUGACUAUCAUAUAUCAAUCAAACGAUGACCAAUCAUAUACAUAGUUCAUUAUACCUUGACAUUGUGAAGAUAAUGAAAAUCAAUCAGGUGGGAUGAUCUAUGGAUCUAUAGUGACAUGUAAAUACGGAACCAAUGAUGUAUGUGCUUGAAUAUAAUAAUAAUGGAACAAAUUUUCAAUGUGAAUUGUCCAGUAAAUAACUCGUAAAUUCAUAAACUUUGUCUGUUUUCAUCAACGAGUCAUAUUCAUAUUCAGUUCCAUUUAGAUGAUAUACAAGAAAAUGUCAAAUUUGUCUGACUAUAAGAGAAUUUUCUGUGUUUGUCAGAAGUAUGUAAAAUAAAUCAAUGUAACUACC